CACCACCAUGCCUUUCACUGUGAAGGCCACUUUCAAAGGCGAGACGCGCAGGGUCUCGUUCCCGGAAACGGCCUUUCCUGCCUACGAGCAGGUCUGUCAUGAGCUUUACCGUCUCUUCCCGCUCUCCAGUACUUUCCACCUCGAUAGGUUACUCUUCGUUCCAGACUCCGCUCAGCCCUCUCGUAUCAUGCUUGCGAAGGAGGUUUCGACGGAGAGCGAGUACAUGAACGCCAUCGCGCCGCACAGGGCGCACGUAGGGUCGAGCUCUAUGCUGACGUUCAACGUCACGGAGGACCGGCUGCGCAAGCUCCCAGCUGCGCCGGCCUUCAGUGCUGUGAGCUCUAGCGAGUACGACAUGUCUGUUGAUCGGCCGUCGACGACGCAGAGUCCACGACUAUACUCGGGUGUCCCUGCCAUGGACAUGCCCCACAAUCCUAUAUCAUGCGCGGCUAUUCCACCCCCUCCCAUCAUCUACUCGACACCGCAAGCAGGAUUUGCGUCCUUCGACCAGCUAUGGAGUCACCCCUCGCCGUUUGCCCAUUCUGCUUCGCCGCAUGGCACGGUCCCACCAUCGGCCUGCUGCUCGGUUUCGCAGGGCAAAGCCGAGGUCAAGGAAAUGCUUCAAAGAUUCCGUCUCGAUCUCGACCGCAUAGUAGCCACCUCCUUCGGUGGAGAAGGGCCAGUAGAACGUGAUACGGUGAAGCCGAGUGGUAAUAAUCCGCAGCAUCCCGUAUACUGCUCGGCCUGUACCUCCAUAUGUCAGGGGCCUUACGCUGUUUGCAAGCGUUGUCAGAUCAUCAAAUGCUCGGCCUGCAGCGCGAAACCUGACCACACGUUCUGCAUGCUCAGCGUCGAAGGUCAUGAGAUGAGCCAUCACGGCUUCCUCGAUGCCACCAGCCUUCCUGUCCCUCCGCCUCUGGAUACUCCCCGAGUCGAUGUCCAUCCGCCCGUGGUGCACGAUGGUGUUAUCUGCGACAAGUGCAAUAAGACUAUCGAAGGAGUCCGUCGCAAGUGUCUGGACUGCCCAGAUUAUGACCUGUGCACUGCUUGCAUGACCAGUGGAGCUGCCGAGGAACACAAUCCUUUCCACGAGUUCUUCGACAUCGAGGUCCCUGGGCGUGUCAUUGUACAUCAGGUCUUCAGCGGGCCGGACGCGCCCUCUCGCUCGACCACAGGCGCCCAGAGCGUAGUGUCAGGCUCGCCCAUGAUGCAUGUUCAUAACGCGUUCUGCGAUAUCUGCUCUUCCAGGAUCCACGGCGAUCGCUACAAAUGUAUCACUUGCCCGGAUUUCGACACUUGUUCAUCUUGCUAUAGCAAGACCAAGGCGGAGCAUCCAGGCCACGCCUUCGCCAAACUUGUAGGUCCCGGGGAUGCCAUAGCCGUACACCAGGCGACUUGCGAUCUCUGCGACUCCAAGAUUCGCGGAGACCGCUUCAAAUGCGUCAAUUGCCCCGAUUUCGAUACCUGCGCGGCAUGCUUUGAGAUCACUUCCGAGCAGCAUCCUGGUCAUGCCUUCGUCAAGGUCGCCAGGCCGGAGGAUCACAUCAAUCGCAAGAGUAUCGGCUCGUUCGCGAACCAUAUGGCGACCUGCGAUUGUUGCAACAAGCCUAUCCGUGGCGUACGCUACAAGUGCAUGCAUGCGGACUGCGCCGACUUCGACUUGUGCGCGAACUGUGAAGCGCUGCCAAUCGCGGUACACCCAGAUAAUCACCCGAUGCUUAAGAUCAAGUCCCCGAGCGUCUCCAUCCCUCGAGUGCACAGGUUGGAACAGCAAGCGUCGGCCACAGACGCGACAUCUCAGGCCACCGUCGACCGGGAGAUUGAAGCUUUCAACGCUGGCUACAUCUUCAACCCCUUCGAUUCUCGUGUCCCUUCGCCUUCCCUCGACGACAGUCAUGCUGAGCCUGCUCCGCCGUCGCCGGCGGCGCCAUGGCAAGCGUUGGCUGACGCUCAGACGUCCCCACCCAUGCAGGUCCCUGGAGGUUACGACACCGACUAUUUCCCCGCAUUUGCAGCCCCGGAACUCGCCCCACCUCUCAUAAGCCUGGAGCAAUCUGUUUCCGCCCUCGCUACGGCGGAGCAUCUCAUGGCGAACCUCCGCGUUGGCGAAGAAACUAAUGCAACAAUUCAAGUGGAUCUGCCCUCGCGGCCUGCGAGUACGACCCCCGUCAAUGUCUCGCCACAGCUACCAUUGAGCGGCGCGCAUUCCUCGACUGACCGCAGCGGUGGAGCGCCAGACAAACGGACCCCUAACGAGUCGCUGGCUGCUUUGCUGCAUGGAUACACUUCCGCGGAAUCGUCUGUAGUGGACGUGAAGAGGCCCUCCAUGACGGAGGCAAUGCUUCAGGCCGACUUCGUGGCCGACGUUACUGUUCCCGAUGGUCAAGUCUUUCCGCCAGGCGCCGAAUUCGUGAAGGUGUGGCGUGUGCGUAACAGUGGAGACGCUGACUGGCCAUCGUCCACCUCUCUCGCUUUCGUUGCGGGGUCACCGCUGGGAGGAGCGAAGAAGGCCAUACCUGUUGGUUCUGUAGCCGCAGGUUCGGAGGUGGAACUUGCGACGGACGAGCUCAAGGCUCCUGAUGCUCCUGGUCGCUACCUUGGUUACUGGAGGUUGAAGGAUGACAAGGAACAUGUAUUCGGAGCGACAUUUUGGAUCGAGGUCGUCGUACAAGAGGCAAGCGGUAUGCGUGAAGACAACGAAGGACUGACCUCGUCCUCCAUCGUCGUAAUGCCGCAAGCUGCGCCUGCUCACGAGCGCACGGCGAGCGCGGACAGCAUCAGCUCGCCAGUGACCGCACCGUCGAAGCCCUCGAGCGAAAGCGGGUUCGAUAGCUCGUCUAUGUCCAUCAUUAGCGGCGACUCGGAUGAUGAGCUGUGGGAAGACAGUCGCGCGCAAGCACCUGCGGAGGGUACGGAAUACGUUGUGCUCUACGACGAAGUGUCAUCCGAGGACGAUUAGUUACAUGACGGAAAGUAUCAUCUUGCGGGAUCCCCCUCCCUAUCACGCUCUUUAUAUCUCAGUUUUGACAUCUUGUUGAUCGUGUCCUCCGUUCGUUGGUAGCCUUUACAUAUAUUUAUCUGGAAAUGUGCCCUCUUGCUGUGUUGGCGAACGUAUGCCUCGG
Messenger RNA from Schizophyllum commune H4-8, 3122 nucleotides. RefSeq lists its product as uncharacterized. The coding region runs from base 8 to 2959 and encodes 983 amino acids. The transcript is spliced from 10 exons. NCBI's taxonomy places the organism in Eukaryota, Fungi, Basidiomycota, Agaricomycetes, Agaricales, Schizophyllaceae. The record is from RefSeq and is a predicted model, not a curated record. Gene Ontology annotation, molecular function: zinc ion binding.